Messenger RNA from Gambusia affinis (western mosquitofish), 654 nucleotides. RefSeq names its product chemokine XC receptor 1-like. Gene Ontology annotation, molecular function: chemokine receptor activity. Gene Ontology annotation, biological process: chemotaxis; immune response; G protein-coupled receptor signaling pathway. The record is from RefSeq and is a predicted model, not a curated record. Gene Ontology annotation, cellular component: membrane. The transcript has 2 exons. NCBI's taxonomy places the organism in Eukaryota, Metazoa, Chordata, Actinopteri, Cyprinodontiformes, Poeciliidae. The coding region runs from base 1 to 654 and encodes 217 amino acids.
AUGGAUUCCUCUUUAAACUUCAACUACGACUGUGGUAGCAAUGUCUGUGAAAAGAGUGAGGUCAAGUUUGGAGCUAAUUUCUCGCCAGUGCUCUUUUCUAUCGUCAUCUCUCUGAGUCUGAUAGGAAACAUCCUCGUCCUUGUGAUCUUGGCUUUGUAUGAAAACCUGAAAUCUCUGACCAACAUCUUCAUCUUAAACUUGGCCAUCUCUGACCUCGUCUUCACUCUUGGUCUCUCCUUCUGGGUCACCGACCACGUCUGGGGAUUGGUGUAUCCAGAUAUUGUCUACAAGUUUCUGACUUUUGUUCUUUUCAUCGGGUUUUAUAGCAACAUCUUCUUCCUUACCAUCAUGCCCAGUUUCUACAAGUGUUUGACUGACGUCCAUCUGUCCAAUAAGAGUUAUUUGGGUUUUCUGUCUCUCUCCAUGUGGAUGAUCAGUAUUGCACCAGCCAGACUCCACACUUACCCCAUUGGUACACAGAACAGUGACAAUCAGCACCUUGCUUUCUCCAGCUGCUGCCUGAAGCCUGUGGUUUAUGCAAUCAUUGAUGAAAAGUUCAGAAGCAACUUGAUGUCAUUACUGCUUAAAAUCUGCAGGAGACAAAAUCCAGUUAAUGAAGAGGUUAGAGUGCAAAACCCUUCUCAACUUCCAUAA